CGUUUAUGGACAUGCAGCAUCCGAAUCUGGCGCUCCGAUGAAAAGUCGGAUCGUAGAAAACGCGCCACUGUUGUCGAUUGUCCGACCAGACGACGUAAUCAUGCGAACCGUCGAGCUGAAACAGGCCAACAUGGCGGACCGCCCGCGGAUGGUGUAACGCCAAGUGGCAAGUUAGCGACUCACUUCCCCCGACUGUGUCGAGGUGAUAAUGUUGCCAGCCUUGUAAGUGUCCCACCCGAACAAGACGAGGGGGAGGCACCGGUUCACAACCAGCUUUGGUCUCACGCCUUCGAAGACAAUCGACCAAGCCAACGUGUCGUACAGACGACAGGUCGGCAGCAUUCUUCUUAUCAUUUCAGCUGCGUAACAAUAUCGCACCCAUCCUGCCCAACUGUCGACAUGACGCCUAACCUCUCAGUUCACCUCACCCUCACCCUCACCCUCACCUUGGCUCCAUACAGCUUUGUUAACCGACGCCUUAUCUUGUGA
Molecule: messenger RNA, 489 nt
Organism: Protopolystoma xenopodis
Lineage: Eukaryota; Metazoa; Platyhelminthes; Monogenea; Polystomatidea; Polystomatidae
Source: the annotation of a GenBank genome assembly